AUGAAGCCGCCUGCCACCUCGCGCCCCUCGAGCAUGGGUGGCCAGAAGUACCAUUGGCGGCCUGCUUCCGCUUCAGGCACCGAGUGCUACCCUGCCCAGCCCGCCCAUGCCGACACUGAAUCAUGGUGUCAAAAGGCGUGUGAGAUGAUGGACUAUCCUAACAUGGAUCCAGACAUGCCCGACUUCAACCCUACCUUCAUGACCCACGACGAGGACAGUCCCAUCAUUGAUCUCAGGCAGAACCCGACCAUGCGCCAGGACCCCAACACCGGCUACCUGCAGAAUCCCUCGCAGCGCUUCUCUGGCGCCUCGUUCUCGACGACGAGCACCGGCACUGGCUUCACGUACGAUGACUUUUCGUCCGAGACGGACACCCACUCCUACACAGCGUCUGACUAUGACAGCUGGGGACCCAUGGAUCCUUCGUCCAACCUCCUGUCGCCCCUGACCUCCCCGCAACGCCACGAUCCCGUGCGGACCGUAAGCCGCGGCGGCGCCUCGCCGGGCCCCCACAACCACUCCAGCGUCCGCUCGUCGCCCUACACCCUCGAGAGCGACCGCAUGAAGAGGUGGUCCACCGGCAUGACGGGCGCUGCACCCACGUCGACCCCGGCUCUCGCCGUCCACCAGGUCCAGGAUCGCUUUGCAAACUACGGCCAGCGCCUCAACCCGCAGUCGAUGCCCGCCUUUGGCGCGAGCACCAUGAGCAUGCACCGCCCGCAGUCCCAAUACGUGCUUUCCUCGCAGCCGCACCCGCUGCCAUCCACACAGGGUCCUAUGUUCUCUCCUCCGCACCAGCGCUACCAAUUGGAGGCCCCCCGUCCUGUUCCGUCCCAGGGCAUGUAUGGCCUGCUCCAGAGCAAUGACCACCAGCACCACGGCUGCUCCGCCCAUUUCGCCGAUUUCUCCGAGCCACCUAACCUGUACGCAUCCCUGCAGCAGGAACCUUCCGACCCCCCGCCAGAAGAUUUCAACCCGUCGGAUCCCGACAUGGUGCCCAAGGAACAGGAAUUGCGCUUCGAGGGCGAUCUCUACACCCCCCGCUGGGUCCGUGGGCACGGCAACAAGCGCGAGGGCUGGUGUGGACUGUGCAAGCCGGGCAGGUGGCUCGUGCUGAAGAAUAGCGCUUAUUGGUACGACAAGUCGUUCACGCAUGGCGUCAGUGCGAACACGGGCGCCGCUUUCCAGGGUCCGCGGGAUACCCGUCGCACAGAGGGAAACCUGGACGUGUGGGAAGGCUUGUGUGGUAGCUGCGGCGACUGGGUAGCGCUGGUCAGCAGCAAAAAGAAGGGCACGACGUGGUUCAGGCACGCUUACAAGUGUCACACUCAUCCAAAGGCCAAAGAUGGUCCCAAGCGUCGCCGCGAGACUUCCUCGCAGCAGGCUUCUCGCAAUGCCGGUGGUGCCAGCAGUACCCGGCCUUCGACUGCCGUCUCGCUUUCGUCUUCGCGCCCUAACAGCAGCAGUCACCCCCAACAGAGCACUCCGUCGAUCAAGCAGGAGCAGUCUAUUCCAGACUCAAUUCCCUAUGGCGCCAAGACGCCUGGGAGUGACUCGACGCCUUCGCCUCGCGGUGGGCGUGGGCCAAUGGUGUCGCAACACCCGGCGAUGCAUCAGCAACCGCAACAGGCGCCGCAGCAGUCGUACAUGAACCAUCUUGUCCAUGUUCCGACACCGCAUCAUCAGCAACACGACAGCGUUGUCGGCGCCUCGAUAAAAGGCUACGGGGGCGACUGGGCCGGCAUGAUCUGA
Lasiodiplodia theobromae is the source of this 1752-nucleotide messenger RNA. Its product is annotated as Conserved fungal protein. The record is from RefSeq and is a predicted model, not a curated record. The transcript has 3 exons. The coding region runs from base 1 to 1752 and encodes 583 amino acids. NCBI's taxonomy places the organism in Eukaryota, Fungi, Ascomycota, Dothideomycetes, Botryosphaeriales, Botryosphaeriaceae.